CUUCUCGCCGUCGGGUUCCAGGAGCCCGGCGGGUCCGAGCUUCCCGUCCGUGCCGGUGCGGGCGCCGGCAUGUGGCUGUGGGAAGACCAGGGCGGCCUCCUGGGCCCCUUCUCCUUCCUGCUGCUGCUGCUGCUGCUGGUGACGCGCAGCCCCUUCAAUGCCUGCCUCCUCACCGGCAGCCUCUUCGUCCUGCUGCGCUUCUUCAGCUUUGAGCAGGUGCCGUCCAGCAGGGCCCUGCAGGUGCUCAAGCCCCGGGACCGCAUCUCCGCCAUCGCCCACCGCAGCGGCAGGCACGACGCGCCCGAGAACACGCUGGCGGCCAUUCGGCCUAAGAACGGAGCAACAGGCGUGGAGCUGGACAUUGAGUUCAUCUCCGACGGGAUUCCUGUCCUCAUGCACGAUAACACCGUAGACGGGACCACGGAUGGGACUGGCCAAUUGUGUGAUUUAACAUUUGAACAAAUUAGGAAACUUAACCCCGCAGCAAACCACAGACUUAGGAAUGAUUUCCCUAAUGAAAAGAUCCCUACUUUGAGGGAAGCCGUGGCAGAGAGCCUACAGUAUAACCUCACAAUCUUCUUUGAUGUCAAAGGCCAUGCGAAUAUGGCCACUGAUGCUCUAAAGAAAAUAUAUAUGGAAUAUCCACAGCUGUAUAAUAAUAGUAUGGUCUCCUCAUUCUUGCCAGAAGUUAUCUAUAAGAUGAGACAGACGGAUCAGAAUGUAAUAACAGCUUUAACUCACAGACCUUGGAGCCUGAGCCACACAGAGGAUGGAAAACCACGCUACAGUGCUUUCUGGAAGCAGUUCCUGUUUGUAGUAAUGGACAUUUUGCUCGAUUGGAGCAUGCACAAUAUCCUGUGGUACCUGUGUGGAAUUUCAGCUUUCCUCAUGCAGAAGGAUUUUGUAUCCCCGGACUACUUGAAGAAGUGGUCAGCUAAAGGAAUCCAGGUCGUUGGUUGGACUGUCAAUACCUUUGAUGAAAAAAAUUACUAUGAAUCCCACCUUGGUUCCAGCUACAUCACCAACAGCAUGUUGGAAGACUGUGCACCGCAGAUCUAG
Molecule: messenger RNA, 1059 nt
Organism: Sciurus carolinensis (gray squirrel)
Lineage: Eukaryota; Metazoa; Chordata; Mammalia; Rodentia; Sciuridae
Product: glycerophosphodiester phosphodiesterase 1-like
Biological process (GO): lipid metabolic process
Molecular function (GO): phosphoric diester hydrolase activity
Source: RefSeq, a predicted model, not a curated record